AUGGACUCUCAUUGGAACUUCAAGAACUUUGGAAAUGCCCCAUCAGGACAAGGCAGCGUGGCAAAGCCAUCGGAGGAUCCCCCCUUGGUCCGCCAGUCUUCAGUAUAUUCAUUAACCUUCGAUGAGUUCCAAAAUACCUGGGGUGGUGAACUUCGGAAGGAUUUUGGAUCAAUGAAUAUGGACGAGCUAUUGAAAAACAUAUGGACUGCCGAAGAGACACACGCAAUGACAAGCACAGUUGGUGUCAGUGGAGAAGGAAGUGCCCCAUGUGGGAAUCUGCAGAGACAAGGAUCUUUAACUUUGCCUAGGACACUAAGUCAAAAGACUGUCGAUGAGGUUUGGAGAGACUUGACCAAAGAAACCAGUGGUGGUGCUAAAGAUGGGAAUGGUGGCGCAGGAUCCAAUUUACCGCAAAGGCAACAGACUUUAGGAGAGAUGACUCUGGAAGAGUUCUUGGUGAGGGCAGGGGUAGUGAGAGAGGAUACUCAACAAAUUGGAAGGCCUAGUAAUAGUGGAUUCUUUGGCGAACUAUCACAACUAAAUAACAACAACGCUGGUUUGGCUCUUGGGUUUCAGCAGCCAAAUGGAAACAAUGGGCUUAUGGGGACGCGGAUUAUGGAGAACAACGGUAAUUUAGUUGCCAAUCAGCCUCCUAGUUUAGCACUGAAUGUAGGUGGAAUCAGACCCUCUCAGCAACAAGUGCAGCCACAGCAGCAACAGCAGCCACUCUUCCCUAAGCCAGCAGCAACUGUGGCAUUUGCAUCCCCUUUACAUUUGGCAAGCAAUGCUCAGCUUGCUAGCCCUCGAGUGAGAGGAUCGGUUGCUGGGAUUGCAAACCGAUCUGUGAACAAUGGUCUAGCUCACAGUGGAGGAAUGGGAAUGGUUAGUUUAGCAACCGGAGUUGUUACAGUUGCAGCAGGAUCUCCUGGAAACAGGAUAUCACCAGAUGUGAUAGCAAAGAGUAGUGCUGAUACGUCUUCACUAUCGCCAGUUCCUUUUGUAUUUAGCCGGGGAAGAAAACCUGGCGGAGCUCUGGAGAAGGUUGUUGAGAGAAGGCAGAGGAGAAUGAUUAAAAACAGAGAGUCAGCUGCUAGAUCACGGGCUCGCAAGCAGGCCUAUACAUUAGAGCUGGAAGCUGAAGUUGCAAAACUUAAAGAAGUGAAUGAAGAAUUACAGAGAAAACAGGCUGAAAUAUUUGAAAUGCAGAAAAAUCAGUUCUUAGAGACAAUGAAAGCGCAAUGGGGAGGGAGCUAUGCGUCAGCUACGGAACUGAAUGUUGGUCAGCGUAGCCAAGGUAUUAAACCAGAUGUUGGGAUGAAUAGCCAAAGCACAGUUUAA
Messenger RNA from Dovyalis caffra, 1338 nucleotides. The record is from the annotation of a GenBank genome assembly. NCBI's taxonomy places the organism in Eukaryota, Viridiplantae, Streptophyta, Magnoliopsida, Malpighiales, Salicaceae.